AUGGCUCUCGGCGGCGGGCCUUCACCUCUCAUCCGGUUCCCGGCGCCCGAGCCCGUUAUCGUUCCCGGACCCCGGCUCUCGGCACCCAAACCCACCAUUGCCCCGGCUCCCGGCGGCGGGCCUUCACAUCUCGUCCGGUUCCAGGCGCCCGGGCCCGUUAUCGUUCCCGAACCCUGUCCCGGCACCCGGGCCCACCAUUCCUCCGGCUCCCGACGGCGGGCCUUCACCUCUCAUCCGGUUCCCGGCGCCCGGGACCGUUAUCGUUCCCGGACCCCGGCUCCCAGCACCCGGGCCUGUUAUCGUUCUCGGACCCCGGCUCCCGGCACCCGGGGCCCACCAUUGCCCCCGGCUCUUGGCGGCGGGCCUUCACCUCUCGUCUUGCUCCCGACGCUCGGGCCCGCUAUCGUUCCCGGACCCUGGCUCCCGACACCCGGACCUACCAUUGCCCCCGCUUCCGGCGCUGGGCCUUCGCCUCUCGUCUGGUGCUCGGCGCCCGCGCCCGAUACUAGUCCACUCUCUCCAGUAAAAGUUAAGGCAGGAGACCGGGGGAAGUACCUGGAGAGCGCCCACUGCAAUCAGUGA
Molecule: messenger RNA, 582 nt
Organism: Linum trigynum
Lineage: Eukaryota; Viridiplantae; Streptophyta; Magnoliopsida; Malpighiales; Linaceae
Source: the annotation of a GenBank genome assembly